Molecule: messenger RNA, 630 nt
Organism: Vittaforma corneae ATCC 50505
Lineage: Eukaryota; Fungi; Microsporidia; Nosematidae
Exons: 1
Coding region: 1-630 (209 amino acids)
Source: RefSeq, a predicted model, not a curated record
AUGGCUAUCUACUACACACAGAUACUAAAUUCAGAUAGCAAAAAAAUUCUGGCAGGAAGCUUUUCACUAGCUGGAGACCCGCUGAAACCCAACAAAGAUCUACUCAUAGAACUCAAAAAUGCAAUAUCGAGCCUUCCCUCUCAACACAAGGUAUUUAGUCUUCACUCUACAAAGAAAACAUACUUGUUCUAUUUCAAAGUAGCCCGAGACAUGAUCAUGUCGUCAAUAGUGGAUAGCAGAACCACGGAUAAGUUAAUUACAAGGUAUUUUGGGGAUGUUGAGAAGGAAUAUACUUCCAGAUACAGUGAACUUAGGAGUCCCCAUUAUGAGUUUGACGACAAGCUCAAGUCAAUAACGGAUUCUUUCAACAAGAAAUACAAUAUGCUGUUGGGCGCCGAAGAACUUGAGAACACACACACAGCACUGGUCGAAAAUCUGGAUACGCUGAUUAAUCGUGGAGAGAAUAUUAACAUUCUGAAAGACCUGGCGGAAAAAGUCAACCUUGAAACGCGGGAAAUGUCAAGAAAAGUGAGCCAGAUGAAGCUGAAUGCCCGGAUCGAGCAGUACAAGGUGUAUGGUGCAAUAGCAAUUGCAAUAUUUCUGUUGUUACUUUUAUACUUCCGUAGAUAA